UAUUUUCUGGGUCGUGACAGCCAAAAAACUCUCCUUUAACCAACUCCUUUUUAACUGUUGUUGUCGGCUCUGGACGAUCUUCUCUUGUUUCCUGCUAAAGGCAGUGUGUAAAUAAAUGGAGCAACUUCCAAAGGAUUCGGCGACUGAUUUUCCUGAAGGUGGUGCAUCAGAUGGAUUUGGUCAGCAUACUGAUCCCAAUGGAGUUGGAACUGCUAAGGUUGCUGGGGGACACACCUAUGGUGAAAAACCUUCUAGGAUACUCUUUGUUCGAAAUAUUAACAGCAACGAUGAACACUCUGACUUGAGAACUAUUUUUGAGAAAUAUGGGGAGAUCAGCACUAUGGAUACAUCUUCCAAGCAAAAAGGAUUUGUAACCGUAUCUUACUAUGAUAUCCGACAUGCUUUCAAAGCAAUGCAUGGUUUACCAAAUGAGGAUAUGAGACAAGGAAAACUUGAGGUUCAAUAUUCAUAUCCUAAGGACGAUAAUGAAGGAACUCUUGUAGUGUCCAAUAUAGAUGCAAGAGUUUCAUAUGAUUUCCUUCGUCAAAUAUUUCGGACAUAUGGAGAGGUCGACGAGGUCUGGCCCGUCGGGAGAGCUCCCCACAAGUUCAUAGAAUUCUGCGAUGUGAGAGAUGCCCAAGCAGCUCUUAGAGCUUUAAAUGGUUGUGCUAUAUUUGACAAACUGAUAAAAGUGGAACCUAGUCGUCGUCGUGGUGAAUGCCCAAGGACGUUAUGGCUUAAGCCCCUGGCUUCGAGGCAAAACUAGAAGCGACAAUCUUAUCGUUUCCGGAACUUGCAGUCUUCGCUGAAAUGAUGGUAAAUGGAUGGGUCUCUUUGUUCCUCGAUUCAAGCCCACGGCUGCUGUUGCUCUUUGAGGGACCAGAGUUCAGGACUCUGGUGCGAGUGACCUAAUCUCUCAUCGCUGUUUACUCUCUUUUUUGUUGUUACUGCAGCAAGGAUUUCGGAGUUGUAAAAGGAGACUCCCUAGGACGCUUU
Messenger RNA from Rhodamnia argentea, 996 nucleotides. RefSeq names its product protein MEI2-like 5. Bases 116 to 766 code for a protein of 216 amino acids. NCBI's taxonomy places the organism in Eukaryota, Viridiplantae, Streptophyta, Magnoliopsida, Myrtales, Myrtaceae. The transcript is spliced from 7 exons. The record is from RefSeq and is a predicted model, not a curated record. Gene Ontology annotation, molecular function: RNA binding.